Molecule: messenger RNA, 2120 nt
Organism: Phoenix dactylifera (date palm)
Lineage: Eukaryota; Viridiplantae; Streptophyta; Magnoliopsida; Arecales; Arecaceae
Source: RefSeq, a predicted model, not a curated record
GGGGAAGGGUCCGGAGCUCGUCGAGGCGGUUUGCGAAGAGAAGGUAGAAAACUUUGGAGAAAAACUAGGGGAUGGCAGAGAUGAAAGACACGAGGCCGGCGUGGCCGAAGAAUUUGGUGAUGAAGAUAGUGGCAUGCCUCUAGGCCUCGAGACUCUCGAUCCACUGAAGACACAGCCGGAGAAUGCAGGCCUCGCUGCAUCCCUUCCGGAGAAUUCGGCAGCCCUUGCAGCUCAUCCUCCCCUCCUCUCUCGACGGCGAGAUCUCAUCAAUCGGCCUUCCGGUCUCCGAAGACACAACAAAACCCUAAGCCUAGAUUGUCAGAGAUUUCCCCCACAUAGAGCUUCUUCCCUGCGAUGACCAAGAUCGUGGGGACGCUCGGUCCCAAGUCCCGAACCGUGGAGGUAAUCUCUGCCUGCCUCAGGGUUGGGAUGUCCGUGGCUCGCUUUGAUUUUUCAUGGGGGGACGUCGAUUAUCACCAGGAGACUCUGGAGAAUCUGAAGAUGGCUAUCAAAAGCACCAAAAAGCUAUGUGCUGUCAUGCUAGAUACGGUGGGUCCAGAGCUGCAGGUUGUCAAUAAGAGUGAACAUGCAAUUUCACUCGAGGCAGAUGCAUUUGUUGUUUUGACCCCUGAUCAAGAGCAAGAAGCCUCGUCUAAGUUGUUGCCGAUUAAUUUCAGUGGACUGUCAAAGGCUGUGAAGCCAGGAGACACAAUAUUUAUCGGUCAAUACUUGUUUACGGGAAGUGAAACUACUUCUGUUUGGUUGGAGGUAGCUGAGUUGAAAGGCGAUGAUGUUGUUUGUGUGAUAAAGAAUACUGCUACCCUGGCUGGAUCUCUAUUCACUUUGCAUAUCUCACAAAUCCACAUUGAUUUGCCUACACUUUCUGAUGCUGACAAGGAAGUUAUUAGUACAUGGGGUGUUCGAAAUAAAAUUGACUUCCUCUCAUUAUCUUAUACAAGGCAUGCGGAAGAUGUUCGACAUGCACGAGAGUUCCUCUCAAAGUUGGGUGAUCUUAAUCAAACCCAGAUAUUUGCGAAAAUUGAAAACAUAGAGGGCCUAACCCAUUUUGACGAGAUUCUACUAGAAGCAGAUGGCAUUAUUCUUUCACGGGGCAAUCUAGGAAUAGAUCUCCCGCCUGAGAAGGUCUUUUUAUUUCAAAAGGCUGCUGUCUACAAGUGCAACAUGGCUGGUAAGCCUGCUGUGAUUACUCGUGUGGUGGAUAGUAUGACUGACAACCUGAGACCAACUCGUGCAGAAGCAACUGAUGUGGCUAAUGCAGUACUUGAUGGAAGUGAUGCAAUUCUUUUAGGUGCUGAAACUCUUCGAGGAUUAUAUCCUGUUGAGACUAUUUCAAUAGUGGGUAAAAUUUGUGCAGAGGCUGAGAAGGUUUUCAACCAGGAUUUGUACUUUAAAAAGACUGUGAAAUAUGUUGGUGAACCGAUGACCCAUUUGGAGUCUAUUGCUUCAUCGGCUGUACGUGCUGCUAUCAAAGUUAAGGCUUCUGUUAUUAUUUGCUUCACGUCAUCAGGAAGAGCUGCAAGAUUAAUUGCAAAGUAUAGGCCUAAUAUGCCCGUAUUGUCGGUCGUUAUUCCUCGGCUCAAAACAAACCAACUUCGAUGGAGUUUCACUGGGGCUUUUGAAGCGAGGCAGUCACUUAUAGUCAGGGGCCUUUUCCCCAUGCUUGCUGAUCCUCGACAUCCUGCUGAGUCUACAAGUGCCACCAAUGAGUCUGUUCUGAAGGUUGCUCUUGAUCACGGCAAGGCCUCUGGUGUGAUAAAGUCACAUGAUCGGGUUGUCGUCUGCCAGAAAGUUGGGGAUGCUUCGGUGGUGAAGAUUAUCGAGUUAGAGGAUUGAACAGCUGCUUUUUAGUUACUCUGCAUGAUGGUCAAAUUCCAACUAGAGCUUGCCAAAAUACCUAUAAUUUAUUUUGAGUGUACACUGAGCCAAUUCCCGUUCCAGUUGAAGGCAUUUAUACGGCCAACAAUGUUUGGAGUUGGUUACAAACUUCGAAUUGCAUGUUGAUUCUUCCUGUCAUGUGUAGGGCAAUGCUGUUAUAGCUUGCAAAUAUUUGCAUUUUGCGAUCUUGAAUAAUAUUAUCUAAGAUGCUCGUUUUUGAAGUA